AGCAUUUCUGUUUUCCAUGGAUUGAGCUUCAAUGGGUUCAUCUUCAUCCAAUCUGUUACCGAUCCCAGACACAGGCAGCUUCCCCGGAUUUGUGUUCUGCUGCUACCAGAAGGCUAAAGGCGCCGCUCUGUAGUAAAAUAUCCGGAAGCAUUCCUUAACAUAUGACCAAUCAGGGCGCCUCUGCUUGCUUUGGCUGUCAAAACGCGCCUCGAGGUUGCUCUUGAGAAGCAGCCACUGGUUUUUUGCGACUGGCCCUUUAAGCCUCCGACACCGCGGGCCCCGCCUCCUCACGGCCCCCAUUGGCUACUUUCGCCCUUCUCUUUCGCUUUUGAGCCAAGGCUUCUUUCUUUAGGCGCCUCGUCAUUGGUGGAAGGCCAACAGAAUAAGGGAUGGUCGCUCAAUGGCCUCUCCGAGAGUGAGACGAAGACACUCAUCCCCGCGUCGUCAUUUUGCUCAGGGAGCUGAUUGGACGCGGCCUCCGUUCAAGGAGGCAAGAAGUUCUCCGUCUGCCUUCGCCCGAAAACCCAGCCGUGUGUUCUUCGGCUGCCGUGCUAGACGGCGCGCUCACGACGCUCCCCCCGAACACAGAGAGCCUCCGGGAUAGAAACGAGGAACGGUGGCAGAAUGUCUCCAUUGGAGACACCCAUGGAGAGGUUCUUCACGUAUGACAAUGUCACCUACACAUACGCCACCAUGUUAGUGACUGUAUUGGACAAUGUGACGUCUGCACCUCUGACAACGGCAACAUUUUUUAAUGACACUAAUAUUACUGUGCCACAUAAGUGCUUGUUGUUGUUGUAUGAAGACAUUGGGAUGUCCAGGGUUCGUUACUGGGACCUUUUGCUGCUGAUUCCUAAUGUACUUUUCUUUGCAUUCCUGCUCUGGAAGCUGCCCUCUGCCAGGGCCAAAAUCCAUGCCACCUCCAGUCCCAUUUUCACCACCUUUUACAUAUUGGUGUUUGUGGUGGCAGUGGUUGGUAUUGCUCGGGCCGUUGUCUCCAUGACAGUGAGUGCCUCUGCCGCUGCUACAGUUACAGACAAGAUCCUCUGGGAAAUCACAAGAUUUUUCCUUCUGGCCAUUGAGCUGAGCAUGGUGAUCUUGGGCCUUGCAUUUGGUCAUCUGGAGAGCAAAUCUAGUGUCAAGCGUGUAUUAGCUAUCACCACAGUGCUGUCAUUGGCUUACUCCGUCACCCAGGGAACGCUGGAAAUCCGUUAUCCUGAUGCGAGACUCUCAGCAGAAGACUUCAAUAUAUAUGGCCAUGGAGGAAGGCACUUCUGGCUUGCGAGUUCCUGCUUCUUUUUUCUGGUGUAUUCAUUUGUGAUGAUGCUUCCAAAAACUCCUCUCAAGGAUCGUAUUUCUCUGCCAUCAAGGAAGAGUUUCUACAUCUAUGCUGGGAUUCUAGCUGUGCUGAAUCUGAUACAGGGUGUGGGCAGCGCUCUUCUUUGUGCAGGUAUCACAGAAGGUUUAUGCUGUGUCGAUGCCACCACUUUCGUCUACUUCAGCUUCUUUGCUCCACUCAUUUAUGUAGCAUUCCUGAAAAGCUUCUUUGGGUCUGAGCCAAAGAUCCUUUUCUCCUAUAAAUGCCAAGUGGAUGAGCCUGAGGAUGUGGACGUGCACCUCCCGCAUGCCUAUGGUGUGGCCAAGAAAGAAGGCCUCGAUUCCAGCUUCUACUCCAGCACCCAGAUUGACACAGCAGCAUACUUGGAUGAUGUGGCUUCCAUGCCCUAUCAUGUGGGCAGCAUCAACAGUAUUGACAGUGACCGUUGGAAAGCCAUCAAUUCAUAAAGCGAAUGUGGUUCCCUUUAAAAGGGCAGCUCUUCUCCGUCACACAUUUCCCUUUGGAACUCUACAAUGUGCCAUCUUAUCUCUUUCCCUUCUGUUGGUUUUUUUAAAAUAUUUAAAUUCCAUAUGAAACAUAGAAUCAGCAGUGGGUCUUCCUAAAAGGAUAGCACUUAAUCUUCAUGAGAAAGUAAAGCAUUAUUUCAGAAGGGUUUAAAUGCUGAACCUUUGUACUCCUGUGCAUUCCAGAUGCACAUGGAUGGAUGUGACUGCAACCUUUUAUUGGUGAUAAAACCCAUCAGCAGCCAGGAAGUUGGGGCUGUUCUGCAGAGCACAUAGUAUAACAAUCAGUGCAUAAGGUUGGAUGCAGCAUUUACAGACUGUUUUUUAAAGGCUUAAUAUUUCUCACUGUUCAUGUUCUUGACAAGCCUAAGCUCCCGACAGAAAUGUUGCUAGAAGAAAACGCUGGGAGAAACAGAGUCUUUCCGAGUUCUUGGGCAACUGCAGAUUUAUUAGGAACUGUAAGGUGAGAAAACGCUAAACAUUUUUGGUGGAAAGAGCACUUAAGAAUGAAUUGUGAAAUAGUCUAUGAAUUUCUCACAGGGAAGCUGAGACCCAACUCCCCGUGCACGUGCAUGCAUAUGUAUGUAUGUACGUACAUAUGUACAUAUGUAUGUAUGUACUAUGGUAAAGGAGGAAGGAAAGUUGCUACCAGGGAAGGUUCUCUGUGGAUCUUGUUGCUGUGCAACUAAAUUACUAUGACAGGUUGUCAUGCUGCUGUGAGUUUCAUAUACUGUAUAAGGACUAUGUUUUUGGAACAAAAGCAUGGCCAAGCAAGACUUGCAGAAUGAUGCUCUGCUAUGUGAUGCUAAGAGACCUGAAGAGAAAAUGGGACUAAGAGAGUAAGUGGAAAUGUACAGCUCAAAAACAUGCUGGAUUGGAAAGGCCAAAGGCCAGUAAACAUUUUGGUAACCUGUGUGUGAGAUAUUGUGAGUGAUGGCACCUGAGGAGAAUACAUGCUUCUGAUUACUUAGAUGUCUAGGCCGAAGCAGGGUGUUCGGUGGCUCGUGAGUGCUUAGUUUUAGGGUCUGGGCUCUUUCUAAUUCUGUCCAGCAUGCCUUACAGAUGAGAUUACUUCCCUGUGAACUCAGCAUGGGGUUCAUUUAUUUCUUCUGAAGGGAAAGACAUGUUAACCUGCCUUUUCUAAAACAUAUGCUGCCGCACGACUAGCAGUCCUCUUGACAGAGGUGCCAGUAGCUGCUCUUCGGAGCUCUCUGAAGCUUGUCCGUACCAUACUGAGUGAAGGACCCUUAAAUUUAAGUAGUAAUGAUAGCUGUGUUCUUUAUAAGAGAAAGCGGUAAUACAGGAAUCGCCACCAACUUACAAAGAUAAGAGAGGGAAAAUUAUGUUUAAACAAUAGACCUCUGCUUAUCAAAUGUAAGUAUAUUGUGUGGAUGGCCAGAGUUAGGAAAUGUUAAAUUUUUGGACUACAGUUCCCAGAAUCCCCCAGCUAGCACAUCUUUAGACUCUGGAGCUAGUGGCAUCUAGCUGAGGGAUUCCAUAAAUUAUAGUUCAGAAAAGUGAGUUUGUUAAGCUCUGGCAUAGCUUAUGUCUCAUUCAAUGCUCUCUCGCUGUCAAAGUAAGUGAAAAAAUGCAGAACUGGGGACACAUAACUUUUGUGUCCAUUGUUUACAUGGGAGUGUGUGGAUAGGAGGUGAAUGAAGUUGCAAUUGAUUGAAUUUAAACUUGCAGAUAGGCAGAUAUUGGGGAAAAAAGCAAGAACACAUAGAGGCUUCUUUCUUGCUGUUGCUGUUUUGGGAUUGAUUCAGUGCCAAAUGUGCUGUGGGCUACUAAAAUCGGCAGGAUGUUCUUUUAAGUAAAUUUCCCUGGAAUAUAGGAGCAAGCAGGAAUAAAAUGCCUCUCUUGUCCUCAGCACCAAGCAUCCUUUCCUUGUUAUGGCCUGAAAGUCCUGCCAAGCCAUGCCAGGUUUGAAAGGGCAAAAGCAUUGUGUUCAUUUUCAGAUUUUUAAAGUACUUUUAAAAAAAACACUUUUAUGAUAUCUGAGUUGUUGAUGAAUUGUCGAUGCAAAUCAGCAGAAAUGUUGCAGUGAUCAGCACUUGGCCUUUAGUUUGCUACUGUCUAAAUUAGCCUUUCUGAUUAUUUGAAUGUGCUACCACCAUAAUUCAUGCAGACUUGCUGCUGUUAGCAGCAUUCUCCUCUGUGGCAAGGUGACGUACGUACUGUUUAGGAUACACUUCCUUAACACUUAUGGUGCUGGCUGUGGGUGUCCUGGCAGAACCUCUGCAGCUCACAGCGGCACACAUACAGAUAUACAGGGUGCUAUAAAACAGAACCAGUAAAGGGGCAUUCAUUUACUAUGUCAACUGUCCAAUGACAGUUAUCCAGGCUAUUGUAAGACUACUCCGGAUCCUUUUUAUAGCGUCUUAGCUUCAUUGUAUCCUGUGAAAGGCAGAGAGGGCUCUACCCAUUGGAUGUGGUGCAUAAGGUUGGAUGGCAGUGAUUUCAUACGAGAUUUAUUCAAAUUGUUUCUCUCUUCACACUCCUGUCUUAGCUGGAAUGAUAGCAGAUUCUGCUUAGUAAUUAGAUUCUUUCAGCUAUCCAGCUCGGACAACCUUGACAACAAGACAGCUUUCCCCAACAGGGUUGUCUUGAGAUAUGUUGAGCUACAGCUUCUGUAAUUUGCAGCCAGUUAGGCCAAUAGCCAUGCUGCUGGGGGUUAUAUAAGGUGUAGUUCAACAUGAGAAGGACAGCUGGUUGGAGAAUUCAAUUGUUUUCAAUUCUGGGGUAGAUGCAAUAAAUACUGAAUAUGAAGAUAGAUUCCUCUGGGGGCUUGAAUCAGGGUAAAUCUGAAUUUGGAUUACUAUAUGCUAAGAGUGCUGUAUGUCAAAUGCCAACCAAUCAGUGAUCAGUUCUUUCAUUGUGGAAUUCUCAUCUUGGUGUCCCCUUUUCAACAAAAUGUUAAGCACCUUUUUUUGUAAAACCCAUGUUUGUGUUCUGCCACUGAGGAGUAUCUGCACUAACUCUGGCUUCCAAGCAUUGUAAUUUUUAAUGUAUAUAAAAAUAUGUCUCCAUGUCCAUCGCACAGUAUGGUCCAUGCGUAGACAAAUGUUUGUGUGGGUGUGAACAUACUAUGGAUGCUGUGUGAUACUGGAAUAGAAAUUUAAAAAAAUAAAUGAUGUAUAUUUUUUGUCUGUAAAAUAAAUGAACUUUGACAUAAA
Pogona vitticeps (central bearded dragon) is the source of this 5018-nucleotide messenger RNA. The record is from RefSeq and is a predicted model, not a curated record. NCBI's taxonomy places the organism in Eukaryota, Metazoa, Chordata, Lepidosauria, Squamata, Agamidae.